Penicillium longicatenatum is the source of this 553-nucleotide messenger RNA. RefSeq names its product histone H4. Gene Ontology annotation, molecular function: DNA binding; protein heterodimerization activity; structural constituent of chromatin. NCBI's taxonomy places the organism in Eukaryota, Fungi, Ascomycota, Eurotiomycetes, Eurotiales, Aspergillaceae. The record is from RefSeq and is a predicted model, not a curated record. Gene Ontology annotation, biological process: nucleosome assembly. The transcript has 3 exons. Bases 6 to 317 code for a protein of 103 amino acids. Gene Ontology annotation, cellular component: nucleosome.
UCAUCAUGUCUGGUCGUGGAAAGGGUGGCAAGGGUCUCGGCAAGGGUGGCGCCAAGCGUCACCGCAAGAUUUUGCGCGACAACAUCCAGGGUAUCACUAAGCCCGCUAUCCGCCGUCUCGCUCGCCGUGGUGGUGUCAAGCGUAUCUCCGCUAUGAUCUACGAGGAGACCCGUGGUGUCCUCAAGACCUUCCUCGAGGGUGUCAUCCGUGAUGCCGUCACCUACACUGAGCACGCCAAGCGCAAGACCGUCACUUCUCUUGACGUUGUCUACGCUCUCAAGCGCCAGGGCCGUACCCUCUACGGUUUCGGUGGCUAAGCGUAUCAUGUCUUUUCUCUUUUCCGGGUUGUUACAAACGGUAUGAUGGGACGUUGGGGUGUUCUCUGAUUUUUCUUAUCGACAUGGGUCUCUGGGUUUGAAUUUUUUUUACAACGACUACCACUUUUCGCGUCCACUAUGGGUCUGCUAGUGUUCGCUUCUGAGCUUUCCUGUAUCAUAGCGGCCUCAUCAUAUGGCUGGCACCACUUAGAUGGUGGGAUUCACACUCCUUCGUG